ACACAUGCACUCACACACAUACUCUCUGACUGGCUUCCUAAACCCACCCCGCUAUCACCGCUCAGGGCUUUGCAGGCACUGCCUCUGGGGCUGGGAGAUACACACACACCACACACACGAGCAUGCAGGGGACUAGCACACUCUCAGCUAGACCCCGACAGCGCAGCAGCUAGACCCAGCAAGGACAACCGGCUGGAUUGGCUCUAAUACUGCCAAGCCGGAGGCAGAAGGAGGGGAGGACAGGCGACUGCAGGCAGGGGAGCAGGCGCUGGGCUCCUGGGGCUUCUUGUUGUUAUUGCUCGCGGCUUGUUUUUCGGGCUGGAAAGCCAUGCGGGAUUCCUGGAAGAGGCUCCGGUAGCUCCAGCUGGAGGGAGCCCGUGACCCACGGCCUGGCAUAAGAGUCCAAAGGGAUGUGGAGACACAGAACUGCUGGACGCUGUGAAUGACCCCGGCCUUCCAGCAGCCAGCUGAAUGGAAAGGCUACAGAAGCAACCCUUGACCUCCCCGGGGAGCGUCUGCUCCUCCCGUGGGUCCAGCGUCCCAGGAUCACCCUCCAGCAUCGUGGCCAGAAUGGAUAAUGAGGUGCUGGGCUACAAGGACCUGGCAGCCAUCCCCAAGGACAAGGCCAUCCUGGACAUCGAGCGCCCCGACCUCAUGAUUUACGAGCCUCACUUCACCUACUCCCUCAUGGAGCACGUGGAGCUGCCCCGGAGCCGCGAGCGGUCCCUGUCGCCCAAGUCCAUCUCUCCUCCUCCUUCUCCAGAGGUCAUCCGGGACUGGAUGGAGAACAAGUCUCCAGGAAGUGCCUCCCAGGCAGCUAGUCGCCGGACUAGCAGCAUGGCCCGGGCUGGAGUGCACCACUUCCACCGGCCUGAGAUGGACAAGAUGGAGCUGAACAUCUACAAGAAGCCCCCCAUCUACAAGCAGAAAGAGCACCCGGCGGGAGCCCAGCAUGGCAAGCACAUGAUUGAAGACCAGAUCAUCGAGUCCUCCAAGUUCCCAGCAGCCCAACCCCCCGACCCCAACCAGCCGGCCAAAAUCGAGACGGACUACUGGCCCUGCCCUCCCUCCCUGGCAGUCGUAGAGACAGAGUGGAGACGGCGGAUGGCCUCCAAGAAGGGUGAGGAAGAGGACGAGGACCUCACGGAGGAGAUGAAGAACCUGCGCGAGCUCCAAAAGCAGGAGCUGAGUAAGGUCACCUCCAACCUUGGGAAGCUGAUUUUGAAGGAGGAGAUGGAGAAGUCUCUCCCCAUCCGGAGGAAAACCCGCUCGCUCCCAGACCGAACACCCUUCCACACCUCUCUGCACUUGGGGAAUUUCAAGUCCUCCUCCCUUCCUGCCUCCGGGAGAAGCACCCUCACCAGGCUGCAGUCUGCCGAAUUCAGCCCAGUGGGCAGUGAGAGGGGGAGCCCAGGCCUGCAGAAUGGCCAGAGGGGGAGGAUGGACAGAGGGAACUCCCUGCCCAGCAUGCUGGAGCAAAAGAUUUACCCCUACGAAAUGCUGAUGGUGACAAACAGGGGCCGUGUGAAGCUGCCCCCAGGAGUGGACAGAACCAGGCUCGAGAGGCACCUGUCCCCCGAGGAUUUCCUGCGUGUCUUCGAGAUGUCCCCCGAGGAGUUUGGGAAGCUGGCGCUGUGGAAGCGGAACGAGCUGAAGAAGAAAGCUUUCCUGUUCUGAGCCCGGGCCCGGGCCCGGCCCCUCCUAGCUGUGAUCUCCGUUAGUGUCACACACAAUCCGCAUCGCAGCCGCUUUAGGGCUCUCGAGCCGGUUUUAACUAACAAACACCUCCCUCCCCUCCCGGGAGAGCACUGAUCCUCCGCUCCCCCGGCUCCGGGGGCUGGGGGAUCUGUGGCCCUGCACCCCUCCACUCUGCACCCCUCACUGGUAUCACUCGCUAAUGCCUGAUGGUCUGGCUGACUGGGGUCCCAUCUCUUGGGGGCUCAGCCCAUGGCUGCUCUUAGUGGAGCAGGGGGCUGGGGGAUCUAAGCAAGGCAGGAGGAGCAAAACCCCCAACCCCAAAAGGGCUCGCUCGGCAGGACAGCACUGAACCGGGUGCAGGGGCGAUCUGGAGGGGAGCAGCGGUGGGCUUGUUGCUGUGCCCUCUUGGGCUGUGGUGGGACGACGGGGGCUGUGGCAGCCUCUCGCGGCACAGCAAUUGAGAUAGGAUAGGGGUGCCCAGGUGUUGCGGGGCUCCAGGCAUUGCCACAGCUGCGUGUCCCCAAGCUGCUCAGCAGUGAGGGUGUCACCCGUGUCACCCCUGCUGUCUCGGUCAGAGCCAGCCCAUGGGACAGCAUCUCCCUGCUUGUCCAUCCAUCUGUCUGACUGUCCCCUCCACCCCCUGCAGCCUGCUCCCCGGGGCUCUGCUCGUCAGCCCCUAGUCCUUGUCCCAUCGCUGGGCGAGCUCCCCCAUGCCAGCCUCCCCUGGGUAGCGUGACCAAAGCUUUUAGCUCACCUGGCCCCGACUCUGAGUGUGAGAGGGCCUGGCCCUCGCCAGCUAUGGACUUUGCUGCAGACCCUGUGCUCAGCCCCACACCAAGCCAAGCUGCUGCCCUGCUGUGCACAGGAGUUUGCCUGGGCAAAGGAUAAGCACGGGCUUGGGGUGCAGGCCACGGGCAGGCUCAGCCUGGGCAACUCUCUGUGCCAUCCCUGGCAGCUGCCUUGCUCUGUGCCCCUCCAGCUCCCCAGGGACAAGUUCCUCCUGAAGACCCCUUGCAGAGGGGUCCACACAACCAAUACACUGCCACAAGCCGCAGG
This is a messenger RNA of Gavialis gangeticus (Gharial), 2754 nucleotides long. RefSeq names its product dematin actin binding protein (gene DMTN). Gene Ontology annotation, molecular function: actin filament binding. The transcript is spliced from 17 exons. NCBI's taxonomy places the organism in Eukaryota, Metazoa, Chordata, Crocodylia, Gavialidae. Bases 472 to 1677 code for a protein of 401 amino acids. The record is from RefSeq and is a predicted model, not a curated record. Gene Ontology annotation, cellular component: plasma membrane; actin cytoskeleton. Gene Ontology annotation, biological process: lamellipodium assembly; cytoskeleton organization; actin filament bundle assembly.